Lactuca sativa (garden lettuce) is the source of this 1225-nucleotide messenger RNA. RefSeq names its product PH-response transcription factor. NCBI's taxonomy places the organism in Eukaryota, Viridiplantae, Streptophyta, Magnoliopsida, Asterales, Asteraceae. The record is from RefSeq and is a predicted model, not a curated record.
CAAUUUCACACAUUAAAAUAAAAAUUCUAAGAACCCAAAAAACUUGGAAAAUAUGUUGGCGAAAGAAUCGCUUCCUUCGAGCUUCGAUCUUCCAAACGAGGUCUUGGAGGUUUUACCUUCUGAUCCAUUUCAGCAGCUCGAUGUCGCUCGCAAAAUCACCUCUCUCGCUCUCUCCACUCGUGUCUCUGCCCUUGAAUCAGAGUCCUCCGACCUCCGGCAGCAGCUCACCGAGAGAGACGCUUUCAUCGCCGACCUUCACUCUCAGCUUGAUUCCCUUGACUCUUCUCUGUCUCAAAAUCUCCAAAAACUGUCCCUUGCCGAUCAGGAAAAGGAAAAUCUGUUGAGAGAGAAUGCGUCGCUGUUGGAAACUGUUAAUAAGCUCAAGCGUGAUGUUACUAAGUUGGAGAGCUUUAGGAAGACUCUCAUGAUGUCACUUCAAGAUGAAGAAGGAAGUUCGACAACAGGUCCUCCCGUUGUUGCAGGCAAUGUCCAAAACCAUUCAAGCAUAUCAUCUCAAACGUUUUCUGGAGAAGACGAGGAAACCAUGCCACCUUCAAGCACUUCAUCGAUCAAGAGCCAGACCUCAGACAUACCAAAUUCAUAUCACGAUGAACCUGUGAAGGAAGCCUCAAGGCCUCGCAUACCACCAAGCCUUUUGUUAGCAUCCCAAACAACCACACCUCGGCUUACACCUCCUGGGUCCCCACCAACUCUCUCAGCAUCUGCUUCCCCAACAAGAACACCAAAGCCAGUUUCUCCAAGAAGACACUCCAUUGCUAUUACAUCCUCACGACCAUUUAAUGAUGACAACAAAUCUUCCGUUUUUUCAUCUGCAAACUCAACCCCAUAUGGCUCGAUGUCAGGAAGGACUCGAGUAGAUGGUAAAGAAUUUUUCAGACAAGUCAGGAGCCGAUUGUCAUACGAGCAAUUUGCUGCAUUUUUAGCAAAUGUGAAGGAGUUAAACUCUCAAAAGCAAUCAAAGGAGGAGACUUUAAGGAAAGCGGAUGAAAUUUUUGGACCAGACAACAAGGACCUUUAUGUUAUAUUGGAAGGGUUAAUCACUCGUAACUUCCAUUGAUCCAAAAAUUAUGCUCUAACUAUUUGCACCAUUUUGUAUAUUGUUUGUUUUUUGAUGCAUUUGUUGUAUAAUACAUAAGGUUAACUACAAUGCAUCCAAUCUUAAAUCUAUUUUUUGUUGUAAAGCAAAGUAUUGAUUACCAUGCCA